Messenger RNA from Rhopalosiphum padi (bird cherry-oat aphid), 1864 nucleotides. RefSeq lists its product as uncharacterized. The coding region runs from base 388 to 1203 and encodes 271 amino acids. The transcript has 6 exons. Lineage: Eukaryota; Metazoa; Arthropoda; Insecta; Hemiptera; Aphididae. The record is from RefSeq and is a predicted model, not a curated record.
GUGGCAGCCCAACACUCCGACGCCGAAAGCCGUAGCCGCAGCAGUGCCGUGUCGUGUCGUCGUGUGCUCAGGUGGCCUAUAGAUCGUAUUAAUAUAUUAUAAAUUGAAUAAAAAAAAAAUUAUAUUAUAUUAGGCGGUAUUAUAGGUAUACUACCUAUAUAAACUUCUACUGACCCGACGCGCGCACUGUGUAACUGCAACGCACUCGGCGGCGAUUCGUCUCACUGUGUUUUCGGGGUUGUUUCCGAACCAUCACUCAGUCGCAUAAUAUAUAGUCUUGUUUUCCCUGACUUUCGUAAGGGAUAGCAAGUUUUUCGCGUGGGCGAUUGCUGUAUUUUCGUAUACAAUACACCUCACGUAAUUGCGCAUAAUAUCGUCACGAUCGCCAUGCACGUGAUGACUAUCAAGUCCGUGAUGACAGCCGUAGUCCUGGCGGCCAUCGUCUGCACGGUCGCGGGAAAGCCCGCGAAAACCAGCAGACUGGCUAAGUAUACGACGCUGUGCAAGCUUUCAGACCCAAAAUUAAGCCAAUGUUUGACUAGCUUAAUGAAAGAUAUUUUAAAGCACUCUAAAUCAGGAAUACCUGAACUUAACAUACCUUCGUUGGAACCAUUUGUUAUUCAAGAAAUUGAUUUAAAAAUAUUCCAAGGUCUGGGUGCCUCUAUUUUUGGUGGUACGGUUCAAAGAUCCGAUAAAUCUAAGGCGUUUGCACGUAAUUUGAUUAUCCAUCAUUCAUCUGAGUUUGAUAUUCAUGAACUUAAGGUGGAUAUUAAAAAGAACGAAUUCUUCAUAGACCUCACUUUCCCAAAACUGCAAAUAGAAGGAGAGUAUGACGUAAAUUUAAUUAUGUUUAAUAUGCCAAUUAAAAGCACAGGACCUGUAUACAUAAAUGCAACUGACAUUGCAGUCAAAGCUACAUUGAACGGUAAAACGAUAAAGAGGAAGAACAACGAGUCUUUAUUAUUGUUCGACAGUAUCGACAUCAAAGUGGACUUUAAAGACUACUCGAUAUCGAUUCAAAAUUUGUUCAAGAAAGACCAAAACCUAAACAGAGCAUUGAACGAUAUUCUCAAGAGUCAAAAAGCUGAGUUGAGGAAAUUAACAAAGCCAAUGAUCGAAGAAUUAGCCGGUAAAAUGGUGCUGUCUAUGAUAAAUCAGAUUUUGACCGGCUUACCGAUUGAGGAAAUUUUUAUAGCAGAGUAAUGUUUGGUAUUACACCAUAUCUAAUGGCUUACCUUAAAUGUAUUUAUUCUUGAUUUAUUUUUAUUGUUAUGUGUAUUUAAUAGCUUAAGGAGAAAAUUGUAACGAAUGUAUGUAUUCGUAUAAAAUGUAUUUUUUAUAUAUUAUAUAGUUACCAAUUUAUGUGAUCAUAUUAAAAAUGGCCAUUUUACUAGCCUUCUAAAAAUAUUUUACAACAUUAGUAUUCAGACUUAUAAAAAACAAAAUAUUUGUGAUUUUAUAUUGUUAAUCUGGAAACAGUUGUUCGUAGGUAAAGUGUUGCGUAAGCUUUUCCACAGUAUCUAAUACGAACUCUUCAAGCACUUUUUGAAUAAUCGGUCUGAGCUCCAUGAAAAACAUUACGAAAUUGGCAUUUAUAGCCAUAUUGAGUACUUCACCUAAGAGAAAAUCAAUACUUAAGAUUAAUUAUGAACAUAAUUUAAGUUGAAUACUUUAUUUUUGAUUUAGUUGAAUAUUAUUUAUAUCAUGUACCUUCAUGUUUUAUAUUUUUUCAAUUUAUAUAUUAACGGGUUUUUUUUUUACCGAUAAUAUUAUAGGUAAAUAAGUUUUAUUUAAUAUUUUAUGUAAGUUUAAUUUUAUAAAUACCUUUAUUUGAUGCAUUAAUAAAAUAUUUAAAACGCUUUAA